AUGUGUGCAUAUGGUGUACUAGUCAAAAGAGAAACAAAGGGGGAGGAGACAAGCUUAUGCGCUGGGUUGUCGGCAGUUGAUCUCCGUUCCCCAAGUGCAAUUAAUUGGAUAGGCUCUCAUCACACCAAUCCUCCUUCUUUUCCGGCCUUCAAGAGGUUAUAUACGAAAGAAAUGGCACACGCCCCUCGCAACAGCUUCCUUGUUCCCGGCGUCGCCCGUUACAGCCGUUCGAACAUGUACGCCAAGAAGGCUCUUCACAAGCGUUCUAAGAAGGGUGUUCAGGCUCCUGCUAAGGCUACCGCUACCGAUAAGACUGUUGAAGUCAAGGGUGCCAAGAAUGGUGGCAAGCGUGUGAUUCCUGCUCAAAAGGCUCCUCGUUUCUACCCUGCUGAAGAUGUUCCUCAACCCAAGGCUUCCCGCAAGUCCCCCAAGGUUGCUCCUCUUCGCAAGUCCAUCACUCCUGGUACCGUUCUUAUCUUGCUUGCUGGUCGCUACCGUGGCAAGCGUGUUGUUUUCUUGAAGCAACUUGAGAGUGGUCUUUUGCUUGUCACCGGUCCCUUCAAGGUUAACGGUGUUCCUCUUCGUCGUGUCAACCAAGCCUAUGUCAUUGCUACUUCCACCAAGGUCGAUGUCAGCAAGGUUAAGGUUGAUCAAUUCAACGAUGCCUACUUUAAGAAGGAUGCUAAGGCUGCCAAGAAGGAAUUCCUCGAGGGUGAGACUCCCAAGAAGGUCACUCUUCCUGACAACAAGGUCGCUGAUCAAAAGGCUGUUGACAAGGAAAUCCUUGCUGCUGCCAAGGAACCCCUUCUUAUUGCCUACCUCAAGUCCAGCUUCACUUUGAAGAAGGGCCAAUUCCCCCACAACAUGAAGUUCUAA
Lichtheimia ornata is the source of this 876-nucleotide messenger RNA. RefSeq lists its product as uncharacterized. Gene Ontology annotation, biological process: cytoplasmic translation; ribosomal large subunit assembly. Gene Ontology annotation, molecular function: RNA binding; structural constituent of ribosome. Bases 1 to 876 code for a protein of 291 amino acids. The record is from RefSeq and is a predicted model, not a curated record. NCBI's taxonomy places the organism in Eukaryota, Fungi, Mucoromycota, Mucoromycetes, Mucorales, Lichtheimiaceae. Gene Ontology annotation, cellular component: cytosolic large ribosomal subunit; ribosome. The transcript has 4 exons.